AUGAAGAUUGUGGCUGCACUCUUGGUCGUUUCCUUGGGCUUUCUGGCUUUGGCUGAGGCCGAUUCAAGUUUGGAGAGGUGUCCUCGGGUUUGCACAAGGGAGUAUAGUCCGGUGUGCGCCGAAUGGCGUAGGGGCAGAGUACGUCCCAUAGUCAGUCGGUGCACUUUCUCCACUAAAUGCGUUCUAGGUAACCAAAUAUGCAAAACGAAUCGAAAUUGGAUUACCGUCGACGAGAGACGUAAGUGCAGGAAUGAAACUCCGGAUUGCGAUGAGCUGCGAAAAGCGUCCCAGUAA
Messenger RNA from Drosophila teissieri, 294 nucleotides. RefSeq names its product turripeptide Gsg9.2. The coding region runs from base 1 to 294 and encodes 97 amino acids. Lineage: Eukaryota; Metazoa; Arthropoda; Insecta; Diptera; Drosophilidae. Gene Ontology annotation, molecular function: protein binding. The transcript is spliced from 2 exons. The record is from RefSeq and is a predicted model, not a curated record.